Molecule: messenger RNA, 2049 nt
Organism: Papaver somniferum (opium poppy)
Lineage: Eukaryota; Viridiplantae; Streptophyta; Magnoliopsida; Ranunculales; Papaveraceae
Product: prolycopene isomerase, chloroplastic-like
Exons: 9
Coding region: 68-1840 (590 amino acids)
Biological process (GO): carotenoid metabolic process
Molecular function (GO): oxidoreductase activity
Source: RefSeq, a predicted model, not a curated record
CAUUACACAGACACAUUUCUUAAUUGGCUCAAAGUCCAGUCUUUUUUUAGGGUUUUGCAUUCUCAUCAUGGCGUCAGGGAUUCUCCCUCACUCUCCCCAAUUUAAUGUACAGUCCUUCAAUUUCAAAUUCCCCCGGAAAAAUAGAACCGUCUUGGCGCGAAUUUCAAAUGAACAACAACCCUCCUCCUCCAAUGGCUCUCCUCCUUCAUCAUCAUCAUCAUCAUCAUCAUCAUCAUCAAAUCAGAAGAACUCUUUUCCAGGUAAGCUUGAAGCAGAUGUUGUAGUGAUUGGAAGUGGUAUUGGUGGAUUGUGUUGUGGAAGUCUUCUUGCAAGAUACAAACAAGAUGUUAUUGUACUGGAAAGUCAUGAUGUCCCAGGAGGUGCUGCUCAUUCUUUUGACAUCAAAGGUUACAAAUUCGAUUCUGGGCCUUCUCUUUUCUCAGGUUUUCAAUCCAGAGGUCCUCAAGCCAAUCCUCUUGCUCAAGUUCUGGAUGCUUUAGGGGAGUCAGUUCCUUGUGCUGCUUAUGACUCGUGGAUGGUUUAUGUACCUGAGGGUGAAUUCUUGUCUCGCAUAGGACCCACAGAGUUUCUCAAGGACCUUGAAAAGCAUGUAAGCUUGGAUGCCGUGAAAGAAUGGAGAAAACUUCUUGACGCGGUGCUACCUAUAUCUGGUGCUGCAAUGGCGCUACCACCUCUAUCCAUUAGAGGUGAUUUGGGCGUUCUCUCCACAGCAGCUGCUAGAUAUGCUCCUUCACUCUUAAAAUCCUUCAUCGAAAUGGGACCUCAAGGAGCUUUGGGUGCUACCAAGCUUCUCAGACCUUUCUCUGAAAUUGUUGAUUCCCUGGAGCUAAAAAAUCCUUUUGUUCGUAACUGGAUUGAUCUUUUGUGUUUCUUACUAGCUGGAGUGAAAUCUGAUAGUGCACUCUCAGCAGAGAUGGUGUACAUGUUUGCAGAAUGGUAUAAACCAGGUUGUACACUUGAGUACCCUCUUCAUGGAAGUGGGGCGAUAAUUGAUGCUCUUGUGCGAGGACUGGAAAAAUUUGGUGGUAGGAUCUCUCUUGGAUCUCAUGUGGAACAAAUCGUUGUGGAAAAUGGUCGAGCGGUUGGAGUCAAGCUAAGAAGUGGUCAAUUUAUACGUGCUAAGAAAGCUGUAGUUAGCAAUGCAUCUAUGUGGGACACCUUGAAUCUGUUACCUAAGGAAGCCAUCCCAAAGUCAUACCAGGAGAGGAUUGAAAAGACUGCACAAUGUGAAUCGUUCAUGCAUCUCCAUUUGGGUUUUGAUGCCGAGGGCAUACCCGAAGACUUGGGAAUCCAUCACAUAGUUGUUAAUGAAUGGGAUAGAGGAGUUGAUGCUGAUCAGAAUGUUGUUCUGAUCUCUGUACCUAGUGUAUUAAGUAAAGAUUUGGCGCCGCCUGGAAAACACGUCUUACAUGCCUAUACCCCUGGUACUGAACCAUUUACUUUGUGGGAAGGACUUGACCGUAAAAGCACAGAAUAUAAAACACUCAAAGCUGAAAGAUCAGAGGUUUUGUGGAAAGCUGUGGAGCGAGCACUUGGGCCUGGCUUUAGCCGUGAGAAAUGUGAGGUAAAAUUGAUUGGAACACCACUAACUCACAAGAGAUUUCUUAGGAGGAAUAGAGGAACAUAUGGACCUGCAAUACAAGCUGGUAAAGAUUCAUUCCCUGGGCAUUCAACUCCUAUACCCCAGCUUUUAUGCUGUGGAGAUUCUACUUUUCCGGGUAUUGGAGUCCCUGCAGUAGCUGCCAGUGGUGCCAUAGUUGCCAACUCGCUGGUCUCCGUGUCUCAACACUCUCAGCUUCUUGACGCCAUUGGAAUAUGAUUGCAGCGAUUAGUUCGUUAACUUUCUCUCUCAAUUUUCACCAUUUGCUUAUGAUAUCUUAAUAUUAGUUGUUUCUUUGUUCGUGUUCCGUAUAAUUCUUAUGUGUUGUCCGUACAUAACAAUUCUCUUUACCUUCACUGAAUGUAAUUGUUUGCACAUAUCGGUCAAUGACGUUAUUGAUAUAAUAUAACACAACCAUUAGCUGGGAA